Molecule: messenger RNA, 549 nt
Organism: Cryptococcus wingfieldii CBS 7118
Lineage: Eukaryota; Fungi; Basidiomycota; Tremellomycetes; Tremellales; Cryptococcaceae
Exons: 1
Coding region: 1-549 (182 amino acids)
Source: RefSeq, a predicted model, not a curated record
AUGUCGCUCGACUUGUCUACUUUCCCGCCCAACAGCCGCCACGGAAACUUUAGCAACGCUUACACUGGUCACAUGUGCUACUGUCCCAUGCACCUUGACCUGACGGCACCCAAAAGCUCGGUGGGUGAAUGGGUCGGGUCGGGAAAACCCCUUUUCCCUGGAGACCCCGUUCAGCUCGUGACGUUUGAAGACGGAAAGUCUACUUUUCUUUGCGCUGGGUGCGCCGUGUCUGCCGUUGGGUGCUCCACGGGAGAUCCCGACGAGAACGAGUGGGCCGUAGGAACAGUCACGCGCAAUACCAUGGAGACCGCCGGUAUCUAUGAAGACUACAAGAACACCUUUAAAAAAGCAGUUUCUGUACAAUCAGGAGCUAUGGAUCCAGAUGGGGAGAUCUGUUCCAUCUGGGUAGAAGCGACCCCGUUCAAGAUUGACAGAGACACCAUGACUGAUCCAGACACGGUGUCGAGGAAAUAUGCCGAGUUUGCACAACUCCAGACUGUGGAUGAAUCCAAAGCAUCUCUAGCUGACGAAUGGGUGGAUCAGUAUUAG